GGGACUCCCCAAAGCCUCGCAAGCGCGGCCCUUAAGAAGGACGGACGCACCGUUGAGGAACAUGUCCCUUCGACUGCGACAGCUCACGCGGUUUCCAACACUCUCCUUAAUUCUCAUCACCGGAUUUGGAGUUGCAGGUGGUCUUUAUAUCCUUGCAAGGAAGACCUUCUUUGUUCCUGAAGUGAGCUGGGAGAAAAACCAAGAAUCGUGGAAUAAUCUGGAUCCCAGUGACCAGUACAAGUUAUUUGCCAUGUCUGUGGACUCCAAAGACCUGAAGAAGGAUCGUCCAGACUGCUGAAAGUGUCACAUCGAGUCAGUUUCCUACUCCUGCCAUGUUGAAGGAAAGUUGCUGGACUUGUCAUUGGCACAGCCGCAUCUUCUGCCGUCAUACCAGGCAGAACAUAUCAGCCUUUCGAAAGUUCUCCAUUAAGCUUCUGCCUCAGCCAAGGUAACUUUGCAGCUGUUCUUCCCUGGCUCUGCAGUUUGCUGGUGUCAACCGCAAAGAUCACCAAUCAACUUCUACAGCCCAUCCGACAGAAUCAAAAGUGCGCAGUGACCCAUUCUACCUCUGGGAAAUACCCUUAAAUAUUGAGUUGGACAAACAACUUGUUUAUCCAAAAAAAAAAAUCAGGAGGGUGGGGGGAAGAGAGGGAGAGACAAAGUGACACAAAGCGCAUUCUUUUUGGUCCCAUUUGUGCAAACUUUUUGGUUCAGUAUUUUCCUUCCCUUCCUACAAAAAUCCUUGACCUUGAUGUGUGGCAUUUCCUGCCUCCCACGCUCUGUUUUAUUAUUCCCACAGAGACAGGAUAGUCCCAGCACCUAGAGCAGUGAUGGAGAACCUUUUCGGCUUGGUGUGUCCAAAAUUUGAAAAAUGGCUAAUUUGACUCACUACCCUCCCCCUCAAACAAAAAAGAAACAAUUAUUUACAUCUUCAUUUGUUUAAAAAAACAUCAUACGUGUAUGAUUCCCAGAAUCUGCUGCACACUUCCCUCAGGUGGUGGUUUCUUUCUGUUGACAGGCCCCUGCAGCAGCUCUGGGUCACCCAAGGCCUUCAUUCUUGAACCGGCUUGGGAGAAGGCUCUUCCAUGGCCUCUGCAGCCUCCGAAAACCACAAAAGCACAUCCCAUUCUUGUAUGAUUUUCAGAGGUUCUGCAGGCUGCAGACGUCCACAGCCUUCACACGUGACUUCUGGAGGGUCUGGAGGUCACAUGAGAACACACCCUAUUUUCAUGUGGCCUCCAAGAUUUGUGCAAAAACAGGGUGUCCUUUCAAGAAUAUUGUCAGGUGUUGGUGAAUGUCGGUGUAUCACCCAAAACAUGGUGUGUCACUCUAGACUUUAUGUCAUAGGUUCACCAUCACUGACCUAGGUAUUAGAAUUAAUAAUGCUAGUUGAAUUCUUUUAGACGACACUGCCUAUCAUCAAUUCUGAAAGGAGUCCCAAGUGAUCCAGAUUAGUCUGCAAAUGUAUUACAUUUUCACAGAAUCUAUCUGGGCUUCGUUAGGAGUACAGGUAGUCCUUGACUUACAACAGUUCAUUUAGUGACCAUUCAAAGUUACAACAGCACUGAAAAAAGUGACUUAUGACCAUUUUUCAUACUUAAAAAUUCAUACUGUUGCAGCAUCCCCAUGGUCAUGUGAUUUUCAUUCAGAUGUCUAUGGAGAUUCUCAGUCAUCCAGGUCAUGCUUGAAAACCGGUUCAUAUUUAUGACGGUUGCAAUGGCCCGGGGUCAUGUGAUCAUCUUUUUCAACCUUCUGACAAGCAAAGUCAGUGGGGAAGCCAAAUUCACUUAACAACCGUGUGACUAAUUUAACAACUGCACUGAUUCACUUACCAAAUGUGGUAAGAAAAAUUGUGCAACUGCUAAGCUGUUUCAAAAAGAGUUGAAAGUGGUUUGAGAGAGGUAUUACGUCUGUUAACAGACAUAUACGCCAGCUAGCUCACUUUUGCCUCACACUCUUGUCUCACAGGCUCUCUGGGAAGAAUUUAAUAAUAGAAAAACCUGUAAGACCAUUUUCUCAGAAGCAACACGAGGUACGGAUAUGCAGACCAUAACUACCCAGAGUUGGGACUGGGAGUCAUAAAAAUAAUUGCAUGAUUCUCUUUCAAACUAUCUUUACCUUUGUGUUGUGUCUUGCCCGCCCUCAGAGCAGCCGGGGCCUUCUUACCUGCUCCCGCACACUGGGGAAUGUAUGCCUCCCGGUCCCAGUCCUGGCUCCAUGCCCACACAAACUGCAGAAGGAGAAUCUCCCUGCCCCAGCCCUGACUCCAUGCCCAGGCAAAUGGAGCAGCUAGACCCCUCCCCCUCCUCCACAGCAGGUGAGCCUGAGGAGGGUUUAUUACCAACAGCUGAUUGGUGUGACCCUCGCAUCAGAAGAUUGGAGAGGCGGAGGCAACAGAGGGAAGGGAGGGGCAGGCCUUAAUGAGUGCUGAGUCAUGGAGCCACACCCCAUGGCCUAUAUAAAGGAUCUGCUUUCUGGCAGUCUCUGAGUCAGGCAAAAGUCAAACUUAUCUUGCUGAAGUCACUUACUGGUCUCCUGCCUGCUCUGAGGACUUUGCUAGGACUUUGGGCAGAGCUGCAGAGGCACGCCUGAUUCGGAUUUCCCGGACCCAGCCGUCAGCGGAGGAGUGGGACACGACACUUUGGGGAAAUUGUGUCUUCCCUAUUUGAGUUCUUUGGCUCCAACCACAAAAUAUAAAUACAGGCCAGAGAUAGACCAACAAACAGGCCACAAGUAGGUCUUGUGACCAUUCACUGGAAAAAGUGACUUACAACCCGAUCCUCACUCUUACAACCACCGCAUCGUCCCCACAGUCACGUGACUGAAAUCCAGGUGCUUGGCAACCGGCAUGUAGGUACAACAGUUGCAGCAUCCCAGAGUAGUGGUGAUCACUAUUUGUGACCUUCCCAGGCAGCUUCCAACAAGCAAAAUCAAUGGAAGAAGCUAGAUUUGCUUAACGACCACACCAUUCAGUUAAUAGUGAUUUGCAGCUUUGGCCAAAAGGAUGUAAAAUCAGACAUGAUUCAUCUAAUUUAACAACAGACAUUUUGAUCUCAAUUGUGAUCAUAACUCUAAGACAAUCUGUACUGUGCAGAUCCCAAAAGCUACUCAAAAUUUAGUCUCAAGGGUAGACCCUGCAUCCUCCCCCACUCAUUCCUUCCUCUUUUUUUUUUCCUCUGGGACCUGCAGCAGUAGGGAACAUGGUCACUUACCCCUCUGCCAUUCAGCUGAUGUGGUCUCUUGCUACAGGACCAGAUAAAAGAGCACCUGCUAUUAGAUUGCUCCUUUUAAAAUAGCAGUGGGGAAGAUUCCCCAUUUUCAUUCUCACUUUGGGAGGAACAUUGCACACUUCCUUUGCCCCACAGUUUUCUGAUGGAAAUUAUCAGCUCUGAAACAAUUAUCAGAAUAAUUCUUUCAGAGCUGUUCUUUGCCUAUUGGGGGUGUCAGAAACAUAGGCCCAAAGCCUUUUCCCUCUGUCCACGUGUACAAAACUAACCACAGUUAUGAGAAAGGUUAACUUGGAUUAGAAAAAUACAACAGGAAAUUUUUGUCAGAAACCUGCUUCUAGCACUGCUGCUUCAGUCCCAAUGGGAUUUCAUCCUUGUUGCAGCUCUUUUAAAAUAAAAAUAAAUAAUUAGCAUCAAAGAAUUCCAUCCCCAACUUUCUACAUUAUUUUACUUAGGUUUCUAAGCUCUCUGGAGCUUUUAUCGUAUCUUUUCUUUUAUGUACACUGAGAGCAUAUGCACCAAGACAAAUUCCUUGUGUGUCCAAUCACACUUGGCCAAUAAAAUUCUAUUCUAUUCUAUUCUAUUCUAUUCUAUUCUAUUCUAUUCUAUUCUAUUCUAUUCUAUUCUAUUCUAUUCUAUUCUUUUAGCAUCUUCCACUUUGAGAUCUAGGGUCAUAAGCAUAGCUCGGUAGCCACAAAGCAAAUCUUUCAAAUUCACUCCAAAAUUUCAACUUCAGUCUUCAAUUAAAGCACCAGCAUCUACACUGGGGCUUGAAGACUUAACCUGCGAUUUGGGGAAACAGCAGCAGCAGUGAAACAGCACCAGGCACUGUUUGGGGGACACAAUAAUGCCAGCAUGUUGCAUCAGCAGCAGGAAAGCUGCCAGAUCUGGCCUGCAAAAAUCAGCAGCAAAGAAUGUGCUCUUACCUGUGGUCUUUUUAGACUGAAAGAAAGAAGAUGAUGGCAUGAAUAAUACCACCCAUCUGAUAGUUGCAGGGAAAGGUUGCCCCAUUUAUCCAUAGCUUUCUUCACCUGUGGCUUCACUUCUAUAUGUUGGAACUCUCUAGGCCCAUCUCUUAAAUUCUUCUGUGGCAUACAUUUCUUUUUAAAGACUGAAGGGCUAGCUGGAAGUCUCCUUGCCUGUGGAGCAAUGGUGGAAUUUAAAUUUUUUUACUACUGGUUCUGUGGGCGUGGCUUGGUGGGCCUAGCUUGGUGGGCGUGGCAGGGGAAGGAUACUGCAAAAUCUCCAUUCCCACCCCACUCUGGGGCCAGCCAGAGGUGGUAUUUACUGGUUCUCCAAACUACUCAAAAUUUCCGCUACCGGUUCUCCAGAACCUGUCAGAACCUGCUGAAUAGCACCACUGCUGGGGAACCCAUGGUAGCUAUCAUCUGUUCGUCCACUAUCUUCAGGCCAUAGUCAAGAUGCAUUCUGGCAUCCUGCAGUUAUUUAGUGGGGGUGGUUGGUUUCCCAAAGUUAAGUAGGGUCAGACUGGAUUUGUACUUGGAUAAGAGACCACCAGGAAAUCUUUCUAAGAAGACAAAACAUCUUGGAAGAAUAUCCUGCCCAAGAAAAUCUGUGAAGCUGAGCUCCACUGAAGGAGACUACAUUUACUUUCCUCCUAUCCUGUCAGCCCUCAGUUCAACUCAGGCUUUCUUUCACAGAUUUCCUUUAAUUUUAUACUAUUACAGGACAUGAAGUGAUUAGGAAUUACAGUACAGCAAGAUAAAACUGCAGUUGUUUUUAUCCUCUGCUUCACCUAAGCCUUACAUGCCUUCUGUCAUACCUCACACUAAGAUAAUUUCCUUGCAGAGGGAAAAAAAAUGAUACCUCUGCUCCUACACAGAAUAAAUUAUUUAAAUCUGCUGAGACUCAGAACUGACAUCCCAACUCAACCUAAGUGGUGAUCUGAAUCCAGACCUGAGGCUCAGUUGCAUUUUGUCUAGCCACAGUUAGUGCAACAAGCCAUGGUUGAUGUCUAAACCAUAUACAUAGUUUAUUACAACUUCCCAUAAUCUCUUCAUGAUUAUUCUGCAAAUCUGUAAUGCACCAAGUGCCUUGAGGUGCUAUUUUCAUGCUGAAGUCUGCCAGGUAAUGUAAAUCGGGCCUUUCUGUUUAACAGCCCUACAAUUCUCCAAACCAAUAUUCAUUCUUGUCCCUGCCUUUUAGAACAAACUUUGACCCUUAAUAGAGAGGAAGAAGAAACCCAGUUUGGCCCAGCAGUUGAGACUGGCAGACAGUGAGUUCUAGUCUCACCUUUGGUACAAAACCAGCUGGGGGAAUCUUAGGCCAGUCACUUUCUUACCAUCCUGAGAAGUACACAAUGGCAAACCAUUUCCAAAAUUUUGCCAAGAAAACUGCAGGGACUAAUUCAUCCGUUGUCAGGAGUCAACAAUGUGCACAAAGGUGCACAAAUGCACACACACACACAUACAAAAAGGACCAGUGAAUAAAUAAAUCAGAAAGCUCAAACUGCCCAAGGAGCUACUGAUCCAGUUCUACAGAGGAAUUAUUGAGUCUGUCAUUUGCACCUCUAUUACUGUCUGGUUUGGUUCUGCAACCCAACAAGACAGACACAGACUUCAGAGGAUAAUUAGAACUGCAGAAAAAAUAAUUGCUACCAACCUGCCUUCCACUGAGGACCUGUAUACUGCACGAAUCAAGAAGAGUGCCGUGAAAAUAUUUACAGAUCCCUCACAUCCUGGACAUAAACUGUUUCAACUCCUACCAUCAAAACGACGCUAUAGAGCAUUGCACAUCAGAACAACUAGACACAAGAACAGCUUUUUCCCGAAGGCCAUCACUCUGCUAAACAAAUAACCUACACUGUCAACCUAUUUACUAAAUCUACACUACUAUUAAUCUGCUCAUCGUUUUCAUCACCAAUCUCUUUCCACUUAUGACUGUAUGACUGUAACCUUUUGUUGCUUUCAUUAAGGGUUAAAUUGCAACCUAUGACUAUCAUUUGUGUUGUAAAUGUUGUACCUUUGAUGAAGGUUUUUUUUUCUUUUAUGUACACUGA
Messenger RNA from Ahaetulla prasina, 6246 nucleotides. It is a transcript of the gene COXFA4L2, whose product is annotated as NDUFA4 mitochondrial complex associated like 2. The record is from RefSeq and is a predicted model, not a curated record. Lineage: Eukaryota; Metazoa; Chordata; Lepidosauria; Squamata; Colubridae. The transcript has 4 exons. Bases 62 to 298 code for a protein of 78 amino acids.